Molecule: messenger RNA, 9236 nt
Organism: Sapajus apella (tufted capuchin)
Lineage: Eukaryota; Metazoa; Chordata; Mammalia; Primates; Cebidae
Gene: PLEKHF2
Product: pleckstrin homology and FYVE domain containing 2
Exons: 2
Coding region: 6882-7631 (249 amino acids)
Molecular function (GO): metal ion binding; phosphatidylinositol binding
Source: RefSeq, a predicted model, not a curated record
AGAUUCUGCCAUUGUCUGGGUGACAAGAGUGAAACUCCGUCUCAAAAACAAAACAAAACUAUGAUGCCAUUUGAUAAUUGCUUAGCUAGUUAGUUCAUGACUCAAUUUUUUUUUUUUUUUUGUAAAAUGAAAGUAAUGAUCACUUAACAAAAUUGAGAUUAUUAAAUGAAAGAGUAUGAUGUGGAUGUGUUAUCCAAAUGUGUAGGUGCUGAGUAAAUGUUACUUCCUUUCUUUCUUGGCUGAGACUGUAGAAUAAGUCUACUUUUCAGUAAUAGGCAUAUUUGGUGCUUAGGAGACUUUAAAAAAAAAUUGACCUCUCUCUAAAUGUGAUUCAGAAUUUUCAAGUUUCAGUUUUUCUCAAUCCAGUAAUAAAUUUAAAAUUAACAUAUUAAAGGUUUUCAUUUAUUUGGAAUAUUCUCAGGAGGUUUUGGUAAAGAAAAAAAUGGAAAAAAAUUUUUUUUUUCAUACCAAAGAAAUGAACCUCUUCCUUUGAUCACUCAUAAUUUCUAUAAGUUGGCCACAGUGGGCAGAAAUCCUAGUAGAAAGGGACAGAAAAAAAUGUUGGCCUCUCUUUUUGAUGGAAUAAAGUUUACUAAAAUUUCAAAUAUAAUUUGCUAAAUUUUCAAGUGUUUCUUUUUUGAUUUAUCAUCUUAAUGGUUUAUCGAGACCCUUACCAAGAACUACCUCAUUAUUUUGGUUACUAAAUUGUAGAACUUUUGAAAGUAAGAACUGUCUUGUCCCUUGCACAUGGUAGGUACUCAGAAUAUAUGUUCAUUUGACUUAGAUGUGUUAAGAGAGGAAUAGUUUGCUUUAAUAUUAUACAUUUGCUCAGAAGGAUGUAUCUCUGGUAGUUUAUUGCUGUUUGUUUUUACCUUCAUUCUCCACUUGCUUGUUAGUCUCUCCUUUUCCUUUUACAUUUUCUAUAAAGUCUCAAUCCAGCAGUAAUAAGGAUUUUAAAAUCUUGAGAUUAAAAGUCAUAAAUUUGAUUAAAAAUUGUAGGCAAGUAAGUCUACAGUAAACCAGAAAAUAUGGCUCAUUUACUAUCAAAGACUCACUAUUUUAAGGACAGAAAGGGGUUUAAAAAUUAUUUACGUUUUCUUUUUUUCUUUUUCUUUCUUUCUUUUUUUUCUUUAAAGGAGGAAGUAAUUUGUGGGAAAUCGCUUAUUUAGUGUCUGAACCAAGAUUAGAAUCCAGGUCUUUUAGUUCAUAGUUCAUUGGUUUUCCACUACAAAGUACAGUUGAAUACUGAAGCUCGCUGAUAGCAGAUAUCAUGGGUAUAUGUAAGAAAUAAAAUUAGAUGAGUUUUCAUUUUAAACUCAACUCUAAGGAUGAGAUAAGAAGUAUUGAUUUCCAGUAGGGAGAACUAGGACAUAGUAGUCCAUGACAUUUGGUCUCUCUUCUCAAUUGUAAGUGGGAUUCUGUGUCUUUUUAAAGAGUUUUUUUUCUCUUCUAGUAUUACAUUUUUAACAGGUGGUAGACACCCCACCGAAUAACAUCUUUUAAAGUAACAUGAAUAACAUGUUACUUUAAAAGCAAGAUGUUACCAAAAGACUAGGAUGGAGCUUAGACAGUGUAAAUGCAGUUCUUGUCUGCAAUGUGAAGAAGAUAACUUGAAACCUUUGAUUAUUUAUUCUUAAAAGUCGGUAUAUAAAAGCUGUCUUUAUGAAAGAUGUGUUUCUGCUGUAAUUCUUACGUUUCAACUGUGAAUUAACACUGCCAGACACUGCUGGAAAACAAGAUAAAGAACAUUUAAAAAAAAAAAAGUCAAAUGGAAAACUGUUGAAAUUAGUAGAAUUCUAUGAAGAACCUGAAUGUGAAAAGAAACAAAUACCAAUAGUUUUUCUAUUAACAGUUUUAACUAAUUAGAAAACAUACUGUGGAAAAGAGCUUAGAUUCAAAGUGCCAACAAAAAGUAUACAAAAUCUGGGAGCCUAUUUAAGAAGUGUAACUAUCUUGCAGAAGAAACAUACAAAAUUACUAUGCCAAAAGAUUUGAAGCCUUGGGAAGAGAUACUACCACCCUCAAAUGCUCAAAACUGUAAAGAUGUUAAUUCUAAAUUAAUUUAUGGAUAUAAUGUGAGUUCCAUCAACUUAUCAGUGGGAUUUUAUUUAUUUAUUGUAAUUUAAAAAAUGGUUCUAAACCUUAGCUGCAUGUUAGAAUUAUCUGAGGAGCUUAAAAAAUAUUUUGGUGCACAGGUCUUACCCUGCAUACCCCUGACCAAUAAAAUUAGACUAUCUGGAGAAGAAUCUAGGUAUCAGUAUUUUUAAACCCUUGAUAUUUAUCAGCAGAGUUCAUUGUUCUUAAUUUUGGGUUUUGGAUUUCUUUUCUGAGUAGUUCUAAUUAUUAUAUUGAUUCAUAUUUUAUAAUCAUUUCUUAGAAUCUUCCAAAGAACAAAAACAAAAUUUACUUAUUUUAAAAAGUAGAAUAAAACUCAUUCUAGCUUGCAGUUACCGUAUGGUUUCAUUGGGCAUGUAUAAAUCUAAGAUAUAUUAUAGGAUCUUAGUGAUUUUGCUUUUCCUAAAUCUUCAAGCAUUUUGCUAUUUCAUUUUCCUACAAAUUAUUAAUCAUUACUCACUAAUUUCCCCCAAGUAUGCCAACACGAAGAAAAUGGAAGAGUGGUAGAAUUGCCAAGUAGGGUGAUGCAAUGGUGAAAUAUAGCAUCACUACUGUACCAUCUCUUAAAAAGAUAGGAAAACAGUUUUGAGAUAAUCCUUUUUAGCAUUUUUGUUCAAGCCUUUGUUUAACAUAUUUGAGAAUUCAUAUUUUUUUCAUUUUUUAUUUUCUGUCUUUAAUAGCAAAGAAAAGGCAAAGGAAGAUAUUUCGGAACUAUUAGACAAAUCAAGAUAAAUGCAAAGAAACAACACAUAUUAAUGAUAGUGAAUUUAAUUGCAUAAGUGAAAUCUUAGACUAUGGGUGUUCAAAUGAUGAUUUCCUAGAUGAGUUUUUAAAACUCAAGAAUUAACAGUAUUUCUAAGGACAAAAUAUGAAAACAUUACAGGUUCAUGCAUUCAAAGUUUCAUUCAAAGGAUGUUGCCUAUUUUGGAUAUAUAUACCUUUAAUAUCAGGUGGAAUUAAAAAAUUUGUCAUGUUUAAGUUUUUAUGAAGCUUCUUUGAAAGCUUUUUUAAACUACCCCUUUAUUAUUUUUGUAAAUUAGUCAUAAAAUUCCUUAAAAUAUUAAAAAUAAAGAGUAUUUUGAACCCAGAUAGUCAAUUGAGGUGAACAUUUUUUUCCUGAUAUGCCAAAGGUUAAAUCUGCCUUGUGAUUCCAGUGUGAAGCUAAGGAUGAGAACCACUAUUCUAAGUAGAUUUUAUCUGAACAAAUAAACAAAAUUAGAUAAAAUGUUUUUUAAAAAGUUUAGUAAUGGUCUAGAAUAGUCUACCAGAUACAUGGUACUGACAUAGAAUUAUGAAACAGAUUAAUUGAUUAAACCAGGUAGCCCAGAAGCAGAUCUUAGAAUAUGUAAAAAUUUAGUAUGAUAAAGUGACAUAAAUUAGUAGAUUGGAUUACUAAUAGCAUUAAGGCAAGUUACCACUUAUUGAGUACUUGCUGAACAUUUUAUGUGCAUUAUCUCAUUAAUCUUUUCCUUGAUAGUAUGUGCUAUUAUUUCCAUUUACAAGUAAGAAUAUCUGAGGUCACAUAGUACUUGGUGUUUCUGGAACAAUUAGCUCUUUUAGAAUGCAAAUAUUUGGAAAGCAAAAAAGUAUUUUUACCUAUGCCAGAAUAAAUUUUAGUUGGAUGAAAGAAUUAAAUGUAGAGUUUGUGUCAUAAAGCAUAGAUAACAAAUAGGUGCAUCUGAUACCUGGAUAGGGAAACUUAGGAAGAAAAUCACAAAAGAUUUGUAAGUUUAACUGCUUAAGAAAUACAACUGACUUCAUGUCAGACACCAUAAAACCAUAGUAAUAAACUGGAAAAACAAAACAGAAAAAGGAUUAAUAGCCUUAUGUGUAAAAUACUCAUAGAUUAAUAGUCCCUAAAUAUGUAAUCUUUAAAAUGCAAGUGGUUAAUAAACACAUUAGAAAAUCAUUGACCUCAUUAGGUAGUUGUGGAAUAAAACAUUCAGUUAAAUUAAAAGUACUUUUCCUUCCUAUCGUAGGACCUUUGUUCGUAGUAUUUCCUUUUCAUGGCUGACUCCUCAUUCCUUAAGACUCAGUUUAUAAUACUACCUCCAUGAGGCCUUUUUGUUCUACUCAAUCUAAAUGAAUUUCCCCCUGUAUCUUGACAACCUGCUUGUUUCCUUCAUUGUACUUCAUCUUUUGGAAUUAAAUAUUUAUUUGUUUAUUUAUUUAUUUAUGGCCUUUCUCUUCCACUGCCCUCCAAGCUCUGAGAAGAAAAGCAUAAUUCCCACUAUCUAGAAAGUGCUCAAUGAACAAUUGUUGAGUGAGUAAACACACUGAAUAAAAGUGAAUAAAGUAAAACAAGAUGCUUUUUAAAAAAUCUGUCAUGCUUGCUGAAUUUUUUAAAGAAAAAUGCCAUAUGUAGAACAAGGUGGAAUGAAUACUGUCAUUGUGCUGCUUGGUAAAUUGGUGUUACUUCCAGAAUGGAAAUUUUGUAAAAGGUAGCAAGAGUCUUUCAUACCUUUUGACCCAGUAAUUUUGCUUCUUGGAAUUUGUUCUAUGAAGCCACUUCUGCAAGGGGAUGGGAAAGCUUUCUUUUUCAUUCUUCCUAUAUUCACUGGUAUUCUUUCCCAGGGAAAGUAGACAUUAAUCAAAUUCGGCCAUGUUUAUAACUCUCUUCUGCUUCCUCUUUUGGUCCCCUUCAAUGCGUAGGAUACGGGAAGGGCUCAGUCCUUGGCUAAGCCCUGUGAUCUUGUAUUCCAGUCCUCUCACAAAAGUGUAGCGUUCCUACUGUUUGGGGCACCUCAGUGUGCUGCAGGUAAAUUUAUAUUUGGGCUAAUUUAGGGGAAGGGAGAGGCCUUGCUUAGGCCCUGAGCCAAAGGGUAGUGCUCUAAUCCAGUUCACCAGAGAACAUUAUUUAUGGUAUCUAGCUGUAACCCAGAUAAAAGCGGUACUUUUGAUUUUCCUUAUGAUAACCUCUCCCCACUCCUUUCUUUCCUUGCUGCCUCCUAUUUCCCUACCACCAUUCUGUCUCGUGUGUGUGUGUGUGUGUGUGUGUGUGUGUGUGUGUGUGUGUGUACAGGGCAGCAUUUAUGUAUUCCUGGGUUUUUUAGUUCAGUGCUUACCAUCUUUUUUAUGUCUGACGUAUACAGGAAAUAUUUCGGGACCAAAAAGGAUAAUGGAAGGGGCUGCUUAAGGCCAAAGGUCUUAUGUUUUGUGCAUGCCCAUUGUUGUUCAGAUAUAGGUCACAACCCAUCCAUCAAUCAAGUGGGCUGCCAGAAGCAUUAAAAUAAAUGAAAAGAAUGCAUUAUUCAUUGUUGAAAUAAUUAUAUUUGUAACCUUGCAAUAUGAAAUAUAUUUAUGUCGGUCAUUGUCAGACUUGAAAGGUAUUUGCUUUGCUGCAGCCAAAUGCUAAUUAAUAAUGCCCCAAACCUCACUUAAGUUGCAUUAUUCUUAAACAGGGAGAAAGAUUUAUGAACAAAGGUUUAGACUUAAUAUAUUGAAAAAUUUGGACAAUGAAAGAUUAUCAAGAGACCAACAGGGUAAAUCAUGACAUAUCCAUCCUUUCAGGUGAUUUGUUCAAGUUAGUAUUCCCUUAUCUUUCUUCAGUAUUUUUAGGGUUUGCAGUGAAGGUCCAGAGGUUUAUAGCUUUCUUACAGUUCUUGUAGAGUCAGUGGCCACCGUUCUAAGGAACAAUUAGUGUACCAUAAUAUACUGUAUAGCAUCACAGAGAAAUGAGAUUUGAGGCCUGUUCUGCUGUGACAGCUUGGGCAAAUUAUUUAACCCCUUUUUGUCUGUUUACUCAUCCAUGAAAUGGAGCUAAUAGUGCAUGUAUCAUAAGGUUGCUGUGAGAAGGAAAUACAAAGUGCAAAGUUCUCAGCACAUUGCCUGGACUGCCUAUGAGUAGAGUUCAUUCCAGGUUAAGUUUUGCUUUUACAUUAUUAAAUCUCUUUGUGCCUUAAUUUCUUCAUUAGCUUAUAAUUCAGCUAAUAUUAGAUACUUCUUUGGGGGACAAUAAAAACUUCUGUAGUAACUUCAUAGGCAUUCAAACAGUUAAAAUCAAAAGAUAAAUGUGAAAAGCACUGUACAAAUUUAUUAAUAAUUUUACUAAUUCCCAUAGCAGCAAUAGGAAAUCUGUGUUGUAUAUGAGUUAAUAACUAUAUGUCCAAGUGGGUGGACUUGGUAGUUGAUUCAGGUGGAGAUAGAUUUUUUUUCAGUUUUUUUUUUUUUUUUUUAAAGUGCCAACGUCUUUUCCUGCCUUAGUGCCUUUGCAGUUAUUCCUUCUGUCUGGAAUAUUUUGCCCUGGAAUAUUUUACCCCUUAUGUCUGCCCAUCUAGUUCAGCUGAAAUGACUCCACUGUAGAAAGGGCUUUCCUGAUUAUCUAGUCUGAGUAUCUCCCAGUUUAUCUUUUAAACAUCACUUUAAAAAAUCAUAGCAUUGAUUAGUACUAGAUUCUUGAUUUUGUUUUCUCUUUCCCCCUCCCCAGCUAGAAUGUAAAUCUCGAAGAGAACAGACACCUUGCCUGUUGUUUAUUUUUAAAUUUUUAUCUAUUGUCACAUACUCAAGUAUGAUCACCUGUAUUGUUUAUUUUUACUCUUCCUGCACCUAGAUACUAAGUGCCUGACAAAUACUUGUUGAAUAUUUGAAUAUAAUAUAAAUUAUGAAAAAAUGAUCCAUAAUUAUACUUUCCAGAGAUAAAUUACCAUUGUUGAUAGUAUAGUAGAUAUUUUCUAAUUUUAUGUUCUGUGUGUGUUUACAUAUACAGAUGUCUAUGAUGAUGCUUUUGAAAUAUGUAUACCAUUGAGUCUAAAGGCUAUUAGUGAAAGAUGGUGGAUCGCUUGGCAAACAGUGAAGCAAAUACUAGACGUAUAAGUAUAGUGGAAAACUGUUUUGGAGCAGCUGGUCAACCCUUAACUAUACCUGGACGAGUUCUUAUUGGAGAAGGAGUAUUGACUAAGUUGUGCAGGAAAAAGCCCAAAGCAAGGCAGUUUUUCUUAUUUAAUGAUAUUCUUGUAUAUGGCAAUAUUGUCAUCCAGAAGAAAAAAUAUAACAAACAACAUAUUAUUCCCCUGGAAAAUGUCACUAUUGAUUCCAUCAAAGAUGAGGGAGACUUAAGGAAUGGAUGGCUAAUCAAGACACCAACUAAAUCUUUUGCAGUUUAUGCUGCCACUGCUACGGAGAAAUCAGAAUGGAUGAAUCACAUAAAUAAAUGUGUUACUGAUUUACUCUCCAAAAGCGGGAAGACACCCAGUAAUGAACAUGCUGCUGUCUGGGUUCCUGACUCUGAGGCAACCGUAUGUAUGCGUUGUCAGAAAGCAAAAUUCACACCUGUUAAUCGUCGCCACCAUUGCCGCAAAUGUGGUUUUGUUGUCUGUGGGCCCUGCUCUGAAAAGAGAUUUCUUCUUCCCAGCCAGUCCUCCAAGCCUGUGCGGAUUUGUGACUUCUGCUAUGACCUGCUUUCUACUGGGGAUAUGGCCACAUGCCAGCCUGCUAGAUCAGACUCUUACAGUCAGUCAUUGAAGUCUCCUUUAAAUGAUAUGUCUGAUGAUGAUGAUGAUGAUGAUAGCAGUGACUAAGACCACACUUUCGAGUACUUCAUCAGGUGUGGCUGAGAAAUCAACUUUGGGGGAAAUGUAGAUUCUGCGCGCGCUCUUUGUUUUGUUUUAGCCAUGAAUUUGCCUGAGAAACUUGUAACCUAUGUGCCUCAAUAUAUUCCAUAGAAAGUAGGUCCCCCUGCCUUCUCCCACUCCUCACACUCUUCUACAGGGAUAGACUUUUGCAAAUAUAUCAGAUAAAUUUUUUGUUUCUUGUUGUUUAUUUUUAGGUUAUUUUCUUGGAAGGUUGGGAAAAAAUGUUUGUUUAACAGAUGAUGUACUACAUUGUUUUCAUUUCUGUUGUAUGGUAAAACUAAAAGCACAGAAUUAUGGGAAAGGGGUUACAGUGUGGUUCAUUAAUAAUGCUGGUAGCUUUUUUCUAACCAUCCUGUUUAAUGGUUAAGACACCAGUAACAAAAACACAUGAUUUGGAAAUACUUUGGCUUUUUCACAUACCUAGUGGUGCCUUAUCAUAAUAGCACUGUUACAUGAAAUAAGCCCCUACCUUCUUACUUUCUGGUUUGAUGAAAAAAAGACACUGGUGCUCUUUGAAGUGAUAAAGUGAGUGUUUAUGAAUGGGUGUAAUUAGGAAAUACUUCUCACCUGACAACUACAAAUAACUAAGUUUGGAGGUAUUUUGACUCGAUAUGAAUAAAUAUUUUUCCACAAAAUAGUUGUGAUUAUAUUUUUUGUUUUACAUAGGUCCCAAAUUAUAAUUGUCAAAUAUAUUUUUAAAAUUAAUAAUAGGUUGUCAUUCUUAGGAAUUUGGUUUGAAAUUUAUCAGUUCCAUAGAAUUGUCAUACUGCAUUAGCUUCUACUUUUACUUAAACAUAUUUUUAGACAUACAUUCAUCUGCUUUAACAUUAUUUCUGGGUUGAAAAUCUUCUUCUAAAACCCUUGAAAAUAAACAACCUCUUUUUUACAGAGCCCAUGUUAGAGCAUAGAUUUACUUAGGCUUGAAGACCUGGAAGAAAUAAUGUGUAAGAAUGGUCUUAAGGCAGACCACUUUAAGUUUGGCUAGACUUCAUGUCGUGGAAGUAUUGUCUAUUUCAGUGUGAAACUAUCUUGAAUUUGCAAAUAUAGUGUUAUAUUUUAUAAAGUUUUGUAAAGUCCCAAACAAUAUUUCUAUUUUUGUAAAACAGUUGUAUAUGUAAUCUGUAUGUGAAAUCAUUUUGCAAUCUAUGAAAAUAGAGUAGCAAUUGCUAUUUCUAAAUUGUGAACUUUAAGUCAGUCUAGAUUUCUUUUGAGAAGUGACUUUUUGCUUUUGAGGCAGCCAUUAGGUUGAAAAUAUAUAUUUAUCAUAUAAAACUUGAUGCAUUUUGCACUACUUUCUCCGUUUAUAUGCUGCAAACAACUACAGUCUUUGAAAUAUGGAAAAUCAGCAGUCUAAAGUUUGUUUUAAAUUCUAAAUUAAAAAAAAUCAAGUCUAAAUAUACUGCAAAUGUCCUGAGAGGUUUGAUUCAAUAACUUGUGAUGGAGGACCCUUUGGUAUCUUACUGUUUGGUUAAAGCACUAAUUUUACUUACCUAUUAAAUUUUGAAAGCAUCUGAGAUAUACAAAUCUCCCUGUAGGAAAUAUGAAAGAAAA